Copidosoma floridanum is the source of this 1425-nucleotide messenger RNA. RefSeq names its product general transcription factor 3C polypeptide 2-like. Gene Ontology annotation, molecular function: protein binding. Lineage: Eukaryota; Metazoa; Arthropoda; Insecta; Hymenoptera; Encyrtidae. The record is from RefSeq and is a predicted model, not a curated record. Gene Ontology annotation, cellular component: transcription factor TFIIIC complex. Gene Ontology annotation, biological process: transcription by RNA polymerase III.
AUGCUUACCAAAAGUUCAAAAGUUGAUAAUCAAACUGUAGUGGAAACUGAAUGGAGGACAUGGACAAGAUUUGAAGGGCAGUGCAUUCAAGGUAUCCCAACGUUUUUCACUGGAGGUCCUGUUUGGGCAAUAUCAUGGUUACCAAUUCCCACUCUGUUGGGGCUCCAAGAAGAUGUAUCUGAGUUUUUAGCCAUUAGUACUCACUUAUCUAUGGACAAAGAAUACUUGAUUAAACAGACUUACUCUGGAAAAAACAUCAUACAAAUUUGGGACGUGAAAAAUCUAAGAAGUAAAAACUUGAGGAAUCCAGAAUUGGCAUAUGCCAUUGUACACGAAGGCGGAACAAUUUGGUGCCUAGAAUGGUGUCCAUCGGGAUGUUAUGAACUUGCGAGUUUACUCUCUGAACGUUCUGUAGCUGAUGGGCCAAAAAGAAUGGGUUUAUUAGCUGGAGCUUGUUCUGAUGGCUGUGUCAGAAUAUAUUCACUUGUAUUUCCUAAACAUCUGGUAAAAUCCAAUACAAAGGAUCCGAAUGAUGUUCAAAAUACUGAAAAUAAGUAUCCACUUUACGAUACAAAGCCUGUGUUGGUAUUAAUUGUGCAUAGACAAAUGUACAUCGAUAAUAAGCAAACUUGGCAUGUUACAAAGAUAUCUUGGACUAAAGAAAAAGGACACAACAUUAUAGCUGGUGGUUUUUCUAAUGGGUAUGUGGGUCUGUGGGAUCUAUCAUUAAAAUCACCGUUAUCCAAAUUUGAAAAGGAUGAUAUAACUUUUCUCAUGCCUUUUAGGCACUUUUUUGCUCACCAGCAGGUGGUAACAAUGGUGUACCUCAUUCCUGUGGGAGACAAGCGAUUUUUAGCAACUGCGGGUAUGGAUAGAUACUACAAAUUUUGGGACUUGGAAGACGUAUCCAAUCCCAAAAAUUAUAUUAAAAAAAGUUUUAUAACUGAUGGAUCAUGGCUGGAUAACUGGUUUUGUGCUUUCAUUACUGGGGAUGAUGCACUUAAACUAAACCGUAAUUUUGUGUAUUGUCUGCCUAUCAGAGAUUACACCUAUAAAUAUUACGACGUGCUUCCAAUGAAUAGUACAAGUUACUCAAUCUCGGCUAAUAACUUUGGAAACAGUGUUGCAAGUGGCACUCUUGCCGGUGAAGUCGUGGCAAUGUUUCCCCAUCAAUUGAUAAACCUCGAAAAUAUGAGAAAAAUCUUGCACCAAAAACGUCAUACGAGUAUUUUUUCGUCAAUAGACGUUGUCGAUUUUCAAGAAAACGAGCAGUCUAGUGGCCAACAACAGGUGAACGGAGAUGAAACAACAAAUUCAAAAACUAAAAAUAAAAUAUACACUUACAUGCCAUCUACGUACGUUGAAUCAGAAAAACGCUUUGGAUUGACGUUUCGUGACAAAGUGGGUGUAAGUACCAAUAUUUAA